Molecule: messenger RNA, 1705 nt
Organism: Plodia interpunctella (Indianmeal moth)
Lineage: Eukaryota; Metazoa; Arthropoda; Insecta; Lepidoptera; Pyralidae
Product: zinc carboxypeptidase-like
Exons: 7
Coding region: 114-1454 (446 amino acids)
Biological process (GO): proteolysis
Molecular function (GO): metallocarboxypeptidase activity; zinc ion binding
Source: RefSeq, a predicted model, not a curated record
UACUUACAAUGAUUGUCAAAUUAGGAAAAUGUCCACUUACAUUCUCUUUGGUCUCUUAAUGUUAUAAAGCGAUAGCGUAAUUGCUUAAAUCUUUUGUAUUUUGUAUUUGUGUCAUGGCUUUGAUGAUUUUUCUAGUAUUAUUAACAAAAAUUACAAUCGGUAUUUGUGUUACACCUAAACCAAUACCUCUGAAUUAUGGAAAUUAUUCUCUAUACACCACGGUACCAACAGAAGCUCAUCAGUUGAAAUUUUUGCAAAAUUUGGAAACGGAGAAGUAUUUGGAUGUGAUAUACUGGAAGAGGCCUGUGAAACUUUACUAUGACGUCCAUAUGUUGAUCCAUAAUACGGAAACCGAAAUGUUCUUAGAACGAGCAAAGCAUUACAAUUUAGCUGUCAAAAUGAACCUAUAUGAUGUACAAGAAGCUUUCAAAAACCAAACAAUAAGACAAUAUGUACGCUUGAGAGAGAAUUCUUUUAACUUUGAUAACUACCACUCUAUAGAAGACAUCUACCAAUGGCUGACAGAUAUGUCUACAAAACACAAAAACUGUGUACUUUUAUCUAUCGGGAAGUCAGUAGAAGGAAGAGACAUAUUUGUGAUGUCAUUUAAAAAUGGUGUGAAGAAAAAUGUGAUUAUAGAAGCUGGAAUACAUGGAAACGAAUGGAUUGCUAUAGAGUUUGCUUUGUAUUUGAUCGACAAACUUAUCCAAGAAAAGGCAUUUACGCAGGCGAAAAAGUUUAACUGGUACAUUAUACCAAUUUUGAACCCAGACGGUUUCGCUUACAGUCAUACUACGGAUCGUCUAUGGAGGAAAAAUAGAAGACCGAUUGGCAAGGAAUUUGGUGUUGAUCUGAAUAGAAAUUUCAACUAUAAUUUUAGGGCGUAUUCAUCUAGCAUAGAUCCAAGAGACGAUGAAUAUUGCGGGCCUGAGCCAUUUUCGGAGCCCGAAACACUAGCCCUCAAGAAUUUUUUGAGGACCCUAAAAACAAUAAAAUAUUACUUCUCUUUCCAUGCAUACGGCCAAGCCAUCAUCAUACCGUACGGAGACAGAGUAAAGCAUAUGGGAGAUUAUUCAGAAAUGGAAAAUUAUGGUAAACAGGCCAUAAUUAAAAUGUUCGCAGCGAAUAGAUCGAAAUAUACCAUUGGAACGAUUUAUGACACAAUGGGUGUAAAAAUAUCAGGCAAUAGUGCAAGUUGGGUCAAGAGGGUUUACAGAGCCAAAUACGUGAUGACGUUUAUGAUGCGCGACAACGGGACGUAUGGUCACGCUCUCCCGGCAGACCAGAUCGAAGCAACAUGCAACGAAACUUUAGCAGGACUCCAAACUGUAAUGACAGCACAAGCUAGAUACGUGCCAACCAACUUAUUUGGCUCUAGUACCAGCCUAAAUAAUAAUUUACUUACAUUUUUUUGUACUCUAGCGGCCAUAGCUAUAUUUGUGGUUAAAUUGUAGUCAAUUGCUCAAAUUAUAGCUUGCCUCGUGUUCUAUCUGGGCUGCGAACUGCGACGCGACGCGAAGCUUUGCGUUUAGAUUACUGCAUGUGACAAUGCAAGCUAUGCUUGAAACAAUCCUGAUGUUGUCGCAUCGCAGCGGGUCGCACUGUAAGCGUUGCUCAGUUAGGAUGUCAAGUGAUAAGUUAUUACUUUUCUUUUCAAUUGAGAUGUUGUAUAUUCAGAUAUCAUUAAGAAUAAAUUGACGGCAGU